Molecule: messenger RNA, 1539 nt
Organism: Nerophis lumbriciformis (worm pipefish)
Lineage: Eukaryota; Metazoa; Chordata; Actinopteri; Syngnathiformes; Syngnathidae
Source: RefSeq, a predicted model, not a curated record
AUGCUCUUCGACACCUUCGACCUGCUGUCUGCUCUGGCCACGCUGGCGGCGUGCGCGCUGUGCGUGGCGCUGCUGCUCGCCGUGUCACAGCAGCUGUGGCAGCUGCGCUGGACCGCCACGCGGGACAAGAAGUGCAAGCUGCCCAUGCCCAAGGGCUCCAUGGGCUUUCCCUUCAUCGGCGAGACGUGCCACUGGCUCCUGCAGGGUUCGGGUUUCCACGCGUCGCGGAGGCAGAAGUACGGCAACGUGUUCAAGACCCACCUGCUGGGCCGCCCGCUGAUCCGGGUGACUGGCGCCGAAAACGUGCGCAAGGUGCUGAUGGGCGAGCACACGCUAGUGACGGUGGACUGGCCGCAGAGUACCGCCGCCCUGCUCGGACCCAAUUCGCUCGCCAACAGCAUUGGCGACAUCCACCGUAAGAGGAGGAAGGUGUUCGCCAAGGUGUUCAGCCAUGAGGCCUUGGAGUCGUACCUGCCCAAAAUUCAGCAGGUGAUCCAGGAGAGCCUGCGUGUGUGGAGCUCCAACCCCGAGCCCAUCAAUGUCUACAGGGAAAGCCAGAGGUUGUCCUUCACCAUGGCGGUGAGGGUCCUGCUGGGAUUCCGUGUCUCUGAAGAGGAAAUGAGGCACCUGUUCUCCACUUUCCAAGACUUUGUCAACAAUCUCUUCAGCUUGCCGAUCGACAUGCCCUUUAGCGGCUACAGGAAGGGUCUGCGAGCGCGCGACAAGUUGCAGAAGAGCAUCGAGAAAGCCAUCAGGGAGAAGCCGUUGUGUACGCACGGCAAGGACUACAGCGACGCCCUGGACGUCCUGAUGGAGAGCGCCAAGGAGAACAGCGCCGAGCUCACCAUGCAGGAGCUCAAGGAGUCCACCAUCGAGCUGAUCUUUGCCGCUUUCGCGACUACGGCCAGCGCCAGCACCUCUCUCAUCAUGCAGCUCCUGCGCCACCCGCCGGUCCUGGAGCGCCUACGGGAGGAGCUGAGGGCACGAGGCUUUCUGCAGAAUGGUCGCCUGUGCCCAGAGGGUGAGCUGCGUCUGGACACUAUCGUCAGCCUCAAGUACUUGGACUGCGUCAUCAAGGAGGUUCUCAGGCUCUUCACGCCAGUCUCAGGGGCCUAUCGGACCGCCGUGCAGACCUUUGAACUCGACGGGGUGCAGAUUCCAAAGGGCUGGAGCGUGAUGUACAGCAUCCGGGACACCCACGACACAUCGUCCGUCUUCAAGGACGUGGACGCCUUCGAUCCCGAUCGUUUCAGCCAGGAGCGCGGCGAAGACAAGGAAGGGCGCUUCCAUUACCUGCCCUUCGGCGGCGGCGUCCGGUCCUGCCUGGGCAAGCAGCUGGCUACGCUCUUCCUGCGCAUCCUAGCCAUCGAGCUAGCCAGCACCAGUCGCUUCGAGUUGGCCACGCGAAACUUCCCGCGCGUGGUCACCGUGCCCGUGGUCCAUCCGGUGGACGGGCUUAAGGUCAAGUUCUACGGCCUGGACUCCAACCAGAACGAGAUCAUGGCCAAGUCCGAGGAGCUCCUCGGCGCCACCGUGUGA